Emiliania huxleyi CCMP1516 is the source of this 167-nucleotide messenger RNA. RefSeq lists its product as hypothetical. NCBI's taxonomy places the organism in Eukaryota, Haptophyta, Isochrysidales, Noelaerhabdaceae. The record is from RefSeq and is a predicted model, not a curated record. The transcript has a single exon. The annotation marks the transcript as partial.
AGCCGCCCGAGCCGCCGGCGCCUCCGAGCCGCUGGUCGGCCAUCGCGACGGUCCUCUCGUUGCAGAGCUCGGCCGAGAGCGCGCCCGCCGAGGCGGGGCAGGCCGAGGCGUGGCAGCGCUUCCUCGACGGCGCGACGCCGGUCAUCUUGCGGCUCCUGGUGGUGUAG